Molecule: messenger RNA, 1721 nt
Organism: Monopterus albus (swamp eel)
Lineage: Eukaryota; Metazoa; Chordata; Actinopteri; Synbranchiformes; Synbranchidae
Product: serine/threonine-protein kinase NIM1-like
Exons: 4
Coding region: 97-1308 (403 amino acids)
Biological process (GO): microtubule cytoskeleton organization; protein phosphorylation; intracellular signal transduction
Cellular component (GO): cytoplasm
Molecular function (GO): ATP binding; tau-protein kinase activity
Source: RefSeq, a predicted model, not a curated record
AAAAAAUGGGCACGCUUGAGGACAACUCCACAUCAGGAAGCAAUCUUCAUACUGGCGUCGCCAAAGGUGGGGGAAAAGGUGGAGGCAAAGGAGAACAUGACAGAGGAGCAGGAAGUGAUGCGGUGCACAGCGUUUGGGAAGGCCUUGUACGAUCUGACCCACUCAGAGAGGGUAAUGAAUGAUCUGACAUUUGGACGGAGAGUGGGGCUUUAUGAGCUGAGAGGGCACAUUGGCUCCGGCAACUUCUCCCAGGUUAAACUGGGGAUACACGACCUGACCAAAGAAAGAGUAGCGGUAAAAAUCCUGGACAAGGUGCGUCUGGACAAGCAUUCGCAAGUGCUUUUUGCCUCAGAGAUCUCUUGCAUGGAGAAGCUGGCCCACCCCAACAUAGUGCGCCUGUAUGAGGUGGUGGAGACGUUCAAGCGGCUGUACCUAAUGAUGGAGUAUGCCGGUGGAGGAGAGCUGUUCUCCCGUAUCAGCACCAGGGGGCGCAUGUCAGACCCGGAGUGCAAGCUUGUGUUUUCACAAGUCCUCUCUGCAGUCAAACAUAUGCAUGAUAAUAAUAUUGUCCACAGGGACCUGAAGGCUGAGAAUAUCUUCUACACAAGCACUUACUGCAUUAAGGUUGGUGACUUUGGUUUUAGCACAUCUUGCUGCCCUGGUGAUGUCCUUCAUACGUUCUGUGGCUCUCCACCUUAUGCAGCCCCGGAGCUGUUCAAAGAGAAGGGCUACAUUGGUCAGCAUGCAGAUUUCUGGGCACUGGGCAUUUUGCUUUACUUUAUGGUGACUGCCACUAUGCCAUUCAAAGCCACCAACACAGGCAGGCUUAGGUGUUGCAUCCUGCAGGGCUCUUAUACCAUUCCCUCCUAUGUACCUGAGUCAUGCCAGGUGAUCAUUAAAGGCCUCUUAAGGCCAGUGCCUGUUGAUCGCCUCACUGCUGCACAGAUCAUAGCCAGCAGCUGGAUGACAGGCAUUGAGUAUCCCCAGGCCUACCCCUCUUGUAGCCCAACACCCUCACAUCUGGCUGAGCCCACCUACAUCCUAAGCUCAGAUGAACUAAAUGUGAAGGCCGCACUGGAGGAUCUUGGCAUCACUAAGGUCCAUCUCCUCAACAACAGCCAGAAACUGAGAAGCCCAGUUACUGGGACGUACAGGAUUUUGCUACAUCGCAUUCAAAAGAGAAGGUCUGUGGAAGCUCUGGGCUACAGCCAGGCGUGCAACAGAGAGUCACAGAACAGGCUCCGAUGGAGAGGAGGUUCAGGCGGCCUGCUAAACACACCCCACUCUGUUGUCUGUGUCAUCAUGUAGGUUGGUUUCUCAAAGAAAUAGUUCAGCAUUUUGGGAAAUAUGUUUAUUUGACUUCUGUCCAUAAGUCUCAUGAGAAGAAUUGAUGCCAAUCUUACUUCUCUGUGGAGCUGGAGCCAAGAGGUGGUUAGCGUAGCUUAGCAUAACGACUAGAAUCAUAGGGAAGCAACCACCUUGGCAUUGUCCAAUGGUAAAAUAAAUAAAUGUACCAGCACCUCCAAAGCUUAAAGCUCUCCGAAGACACAUCUGACGGCGUCUGAACAUGUCGGCUUCAUGUCUGAAUGAACAUUCACGGUCACUUUUCCAUAAAAGUCGUGACAGCAGUCUCACUUUGCCUCACUUUUCAGCACAGCACAAUGAUGUCUCAGUUUUCUUAUUGACCUUCUAUUCAAAGGGGGAUGUGGACUUUAUAUCAG